AUGACUAUACGAGAGGGCUUCGUCGAAACUCGCAUAUUUGUCAUUUCAGAUACCCAUGGCCUUCGGCUUCCCUACAUACCGCAUGCGGACGUGGUCAUCCAUUGCGGUGACCUUACAAAUGAGUCCGAACUCCAAGAAUACCGAAAUCUAAUCCAAGACUUGAGUUCUGUUGAAGCACCCCUCAAAUUGGUCGUCCCCGGCAACCAUGACUUCACUUUAGACAUACCCACGUUCAAGAGACGGAUUGUCGAGGUACAGCAGGGCAAUCCAGAGGUGAAUGAAAAAUACACGGAAAAGUACGGAAAUCCUGGAGAUGCCCGCAGUUUGUUCGAGGCGGCCAGGAACGCGGGCAUAGUCCUGCUUGAGGAAGGGACGCAUAUCUUCAAGUUGGCCAACGGCGCUCGCCUGAAGGUAUACACGAGUCCUUACACUCCAGCCGCCGGAGGCUUCCCCGGUUUCCAAUACCAGCCCGAAGACAGCCACGACUUUGCCAUCGAGAAGGGAACAGAUAUUGCCAUUACGCAUGGUCCGGCUUUGGGUAUGCUAGACCAUACUGAGGCUAAUCCCAAGGCAGGUUGUCCAGACCUACUCGACGCCAUCGCCCGGGCCCGGCCUCAAUUGCAUUGUUGUGGUCAUAUCCAUGAAAGCGCGGGUGCCAGAAUGGUGACAUGGAGCGAACAUCCGGCCGAGGAGUCAACACGCACAGGUGAGGAUGGCUUCAAAGACUCCUCAGUUAUUGUAACCCUGCGUGACAUCAAAUCAUUACCGACCAACUCUAUAAAGGAAACCGUACGCAAAAGACACCUUGUCAAGCAAAGUUCUUUUAAUAUGUGCUUUGAAAUUAGUCUCUGUCAGGGCGAUUGGCGUCCGCUUGACUUCAAGAGUCAAACGCUCUUUGUCAAUGCCGCAAUACAGGGUGCACCAGGCGAGGCAGAGCUUUACUGUCCGUGGAUGAUUGACAUCGAACUUCCCAAGGCAUGUUGA
Molecule: messenger RNA, 984 nt
Organism: Colletotrichum graminicola M1.001
Lineage: Eukaryota; Fungi; Ascomycota; Sordariomycetes; Glomerellales; Glomerellaceae
Product: calcineurin-like phosphoesterase
Exons: 1
Coding region: 1-984 (327 amino acids)
Molecular function (GO): hydrolase activity
Source: RefSeq, a predicted model, not a curated record